This is a messenger RNA of Aspergillus campestris IBT 28561, 1221 nucleotides long. Its product is annotated as Zn(II)2Cys6 transcription factor domain-containing protein. The record is from RefSeq and is a predicted model, not a curated record. The transcript is spliced from 3 exons. Gene Ontology annotation, molecular function: zinc ion binding; DNA-binding transcription factor activity, RNA polymerase II-specific. The coding region runs from base 1 to 1221 and encodes 406 amino acids. Lineage: Eukaryota; Fungi; Ascomycota; Eurotiomycetes; Eurotiales; Aspergillaceae. Gene Ontology annotation, biological process: regulation of DNA-templated transcription.
AUGACCAACACGAUUGAGCCGGCUCCGUCGGAGCUGGUUCAAUUGCGCCGCGCCUGUGACCGAUGCCAUUCGCAAAAACUCCGUUGUGAACGCACAGGGGCCGGCAGUUGUGAUCGUUGCGAGAAAAUGGGGGUGACAUGUGUUUUCAGUCCUUCUCGUCGGAUGCAUAAAACGAGCCUGCCGAAAGAUGGCGAUGCGAAGUUGUCCGCCUCGGGGGUCAAUAAUAACUUUGCACUCAACGAAAAUGUGACGCUAGACAGUCCUCUGCAUUGGGAUCUGACAACCGCCCAGUGGGCUUCUCAAAGCACAGACCCUGUUGGACAUGACUUUGAGAACGGCCUACCAUGCCUGGAUCCAGGCGUGGUCAUUUCGCCGGGCAAUAUGGACUUCUCUAUGCUGAAUGCCGACGAGUUCUAUAUGAACCCACGGAGCUCCUUGAGCAACCAGGGCGUCUCCGACCACACAGCGUCAGAUAAUUCAGCUCCUCCUGUUGCAACGGCUGGCCGUUGUUCGCCACACGAGGAGUGGAUUCGCAAGAUCUCCGAUUUGAAUAUCAAGAUAUACAACCAUGCCGCCGUAUUCCCACCGGCUGCGCAACACUCGUCAUAUCUAAAUGACGACAACACGUCAGAUCACAAUCGAACUGUGUGCAUUGACCAAACUUUUGCCAUUACUGCGCAAGUUGUGGAGGCAUUGGAGAUGGUUUCGCCCCAGCUUCGCGGGGAUGGGGUGUGCAGCGGCAUAGAACCCUUGGAUCAAGGCAAUUUGCUUCUGGUGCUGUCGUUGUAUUUGCGCCUUCUGGAUCUCUACUACGCCAUUUUCGAACCGCUGCAAAAGACCCUGCCCUGUCCCCGCUAUCACAACUCUUCCUCGUGCUCCUCCAAUUACCCCCCUUCUUUACUAUCAAUCGACACUCCUUCUCCCUGCCCCGAGCGAUCCUGGGAUGGUCGUCUCCCCCGGUUCCCCGCUCUUCGCAUUGGCGAAUUCUCCAUCCCCGUCGAAACAAGCGUCCACGCCUUGAUGACCAUACAGCUCGCCGAGCUAUUAUUACGUCUGCUUAGCCGACCAGAAUACUUCAUGGGGGGCGAGUAUGGGUUAGAUCGGCUACGAGAUAGUAGCAGUAUGGACGUCGCCGAGCUGUCGCUGAAAGCCGCGGAGAAGCGACAGAUGGAGGUAAUGGUAAUGAUGAAGGCUAUCAAGUGGGCGCUUGCUUCGCGAUAA